AUGAAUGAUGCGGCUGGUUUCGUCCACAAGCAAGCGGUUACUCGCGAUUAUAUUGCACAACCAAGAAUAAGUAAUAAAAAUUUCAACAAAACCCAUUGUUUUAGGCUAUAGAACCGUGUCAGGUGUCAACGGACCUCUAGUUAUAUUAGAUAACGUGAAGUUCCCAAAAUAUGAAGAGAUCGUGAAGCUUACUUUAGCUGACGGUAGCGUGAGAAGUGGACAAGUUCUUGAAGUCAGCGGAAAAAAGGCAGUUGUCCAAGUUUUUGAAGGGACUAGUGGAAUCGACGCAAAGCAUACAACCUGCGAAUUUACGGGCGACAUUCUACGCACUGCCGUGUCUGAAGACAUGCUUGGCAGAGUGUUCAACGGUUCCGGAAAGCCAAAAGACGGUGGUCCUGCUAUUCUUGCUGAAGAUUAUUUGGACAUUCAUGGCCAGCCCAUCAACCCUUACUGUCGAAUUUAUCCCAAAGAAAUGAUACAAACUGGCAUAUCAAGUAUUGACGUCAUGAAUUCCAUCGCCAGAGGACAAAAGAUCCCAAUUUUCUCAGCGUCGGGUCUCCCACACAACGAAAUUGCGGCCCAGAUCUGUCGCCAGGCCGGCCUCGUACAUGGGUCUGGCAGCGAUACUAAAGAGGACGAACGGGAUAAUUUCGCCAUCGUGUUUGCCGCAAUGGGUGUCAACAUGGAAACCGCCCGUUUCUUCAUGCAGGAUUUCAAAGAACAUGGCUCGAUGGAGAAUGUGUGUUUAUUCCUAAAUCUUGCAAACGACCCAACCAUAGAACGCAUCAUCACUCCCCGCAUCGCACUUACUACGGCGGAGUAUCUUGCCUACCAAUGCGAGAAACAUGUCUUGGUUAUUUUAACUGACAUGAGUUCGUACGCUGAAGCUCUGCGGGAGGUAAGUCACUUCCGAUAAUUAUUUUGGGUUUUCCUCCACACUUAGAGUCGGAUGUUUUUCAGAUUCUAUCCUUUCCAUAGGUUUCAGCCGCUAGAGAAGAAGUUCCUGGCCGUCGGGGUUUUCCCGGUUACAUGUACACUGAUCUGGCAACGAUAUACGAACGAGCUGGUCGUGUCGAGGGCAGAGGCGGUUCGAUCACUCAAAUUCCGAUCCUCACAAUGCCGAAUGACGAUAUUACCCAUCCUAUUCCGGAUUUAACAGGCUAUAUCACUGAGGGACAGAUUUACGUCGAUCGUCAACUUCACAACCGUCAGGUUUGUGUUCUCGUUUUGAUUAGUACAGUAAAUAUACGCCUGAUUCUGCUUGCCCUUGAUUAGUCUUAUUUUUUUUUACAGAUUUACCCUCCGAUAAACGUUCUACCUUCACUGUCUCGGUUAAUGAAAUCAGCCAUUGGUGAGGAUAUGACGCGAGAAGACCACGCCGAUGUCUCAAACCAGCUGGUAAUAACAGUUUGAUGUCGAUUAACUAAGAUUUUAUUUCGCCUUCCUAGUUUCGUUCAAGAGCUCAGUUCCUCUAUACCCGCAUUCAUGUCGUUUCCCACCAGCUCACAGGCUGUAAUGAGAUCAUAUUGUUUCACCUCUGCUAUGAUUUUUUGAAGCGGCAAGUGUAAGACAUCCUGCAGGAUUUGCACCCGUAUCCAGUAGGAGCCUACAUCAUCUGCGCCCGACUAACGAUAUAAAGCCCACUUAGUUCUUAGAACUGAAACCGUAUAACGACGCAUCAUCACUGCGAAUAAUCAGAAUGUAUGUUGCGAAAUACCUUCACCAUACGCCCAACGCGGAUAUUGGUUUGGAUCUCAGGUACAUGUUUCGCGGAUUUUCUGCUGCUUCAUGGUGCACUCACAAAGGGUUCAACUUCGCCGUGUUUCCCAUAUAGUUUCUGGCGUAAACCGAUUUCCCGUGAGACUUAUAGUUCUGUCAAAAAUUGACUGUUGAGCCAGAAGUCUCCAAUACGGUAAGCUGCAGCUUGGCCCCGAAUUUGACACAAACGCCAGCGUUUCAUUCUUUCGGCGGCUGGAAAUCCGCGUAGUGUUAGUGGAAAUAGCUCUGCCAUACUCUCAAUACGUGUCCUAACUACAAGAAAUUGCUGGUGAUGCCCCGAGGUACCCACUAAUAAGCCAUAUCUCCCGCAGCCAUAUAAUGCAACGGCAGGCAGGCGAAACAUGUGCAUGGGUUUUUAACCAACCAUUUUGCUCUAACAUAAAGGCCGCGGCGUACAGACGACCCUUACCUCUGACGAAUCGUGUCCGGGAGCCUAAUUGGAUCUUGGGCUCUGGAUUUUUAACACAUGACGCUCUUUUUUCCUCUACAGUAUGCGUGCUAUGCAAUCGGAAAGGACGUCCAAAGCAUGAAGGCAGUGGUUGGCGAGGAGGCUCUUAGCCCCGAGGAUCUUCUUUAUCUCGAAUUCUUAACAAAAUUCGAAAAGAAUUUCAUUGCCCAAGGUAUCUGUCAGUUUUUUUUCUCGCGUCCCUUUGUACACUUGCUAUUUGAACCCACCAAACCCUGCUUAGCCUUAUCCUUCAGCAUUGCCCCAUUCUACGCUGCUCUCACAUGCCAGACAUUUUAAGCCCGUACCUGGCACCCCUAGCCACCAAAAUGGGUGGCUUUGUUGUCUAAGGCAUGAAAAGAGACCAAACAUGUUUCACAUCAGAGAUCGCGCCGAAAUUCUUGUACAACCACUGUUAUUUAUCACGCCUUUACUGAGUUAGACCUACUACCGUUACUGGGACACAUAGAAGAAGGAAAGCGAGAGCUUAUUUGUCCCUGCAUGACCUUCGCCAUAUUAAGUCUGGCGUACCUUGACCUUUGUUGGUGCCUUAUCAAAGCCUCAGCUCGGGAGGUUACACACUGACAGGUUGCCUCGGUCUCCGAGGACUACAUUUAAGUGGCUCGUUCUGCAUAACUUUGAUGUCUCUUACUUAGGUAAUAUCUACGUGAGGAAAGUCUGGCUGGUGAGGAAAGUCUAUUUUGACUUUCCUCACGUACAUAUUACUAGCAUGACAGAUGUAGAUGAGGUCAGCCGCCGCGCCCGUUCUCGUCUUCAGUCGUCCUAACCUUGUCUUGCUAUUAGGGGGAAGUGCGAAAUCGACGUUUCACAAGCUUCCCUGACUGUGACCCGAUUCACAUCCAAGGCACCACUGCUCUGUGCCUCAGGGUAUUGGUCCUUUUCGCCUUCGCUGUACCAUCAAUAUUAGGUCUUAAAUCACCUUCGGCCGCGCCUGUUACUUGCUUUCAAAAAGGGUUUUAUGCUGAGUUUGAUCAGCUUUAUCACUAACACGACUUAAAUGCCGUCACCAUAACGUCUGAGAAAUUGACGGAAGUCCCCAAAAUGCCUCCAGAUUAGGAAACACCCCUCGCUUGGAGCCACAAUACAGAUAAAUACUAAGUCAGCCUUCAGGUGAUUCCAUACAGCAUGUUAUGGUUAUUUUCCAUGGAGAUUCUCCCUACCACUUCCGACAAUUUCCCCCAGAAGGACUUUAGAAAUAGAAGUUUAAAAUUUAUUGAAAACCCAAAAAAUCAUGGCUCAGCAACUAAAGUAUUCGCGAAAACGCAGGCAGGCCCAAUUCCCGAGGUAACUGUCACAGCAUGGUUGCAAAUUCUCACUAGGCAGCACUCGAGUCCUACGACAUCUGUUGGUCAUGUGUUCUGAUUCAUCCCGGACUCUGUAACAAAUUAUCUUAGACAGUCGGGGUAGCGGUCACGUUAUUGCAACUACUCGAGUCGGGGUAAAAAGGUAACAGACGCACGAAGUUAUGGAUGCAUGCCUUCAAGGAGAGGUCGCAUUGUCGGAUAUUUGGGAAUCUGGGCAGCCCAUGCUGCAAUGGGAGGUGGGCGUUUGGGACAGAGCGUUCAACCUAACGCCAUGAAACGUGUACGGCUUCAUGUUUUUUCGCAAGUCACGUGUGCUUAAUAAAACAUGGAGUGGAUUUAUUUUUAGCGUAUCCCUUACAUGUAGUCACAACAUGUCAAAUUUCACUGCCCACAUGCGUUUAUGUGAUUCGUAAUCCCGAUUAGAAGGAGAUUAGUCUCUUUAAUAAAGUUGAGGCAACCUACAGUCAUUUUCAUCUUCUAUGCCACCACGGCGACAGUGUCAGGAAUCGGUUUGUCUGGCCGUCGUGCGGUCGUACAGCAUGUGCGCCGGACAGUAGGCCGAAGGAUACUUAGCUGUCCUCGUUGUUUUCUUCGACUUUGCCGAAUAAUGACAUAAACUGGCAACCCAGGGCCCUAUCAUUUACGGGUGCAUCCCUUCUGUUCCAUAUAUUUAUGACAGCCUAAGUGUCGUAGGCUGUUGAAGCAUAUGCGAAAUGAUCUUAACGCUGUAGUUCAAGACUAAAUUUAGUAAACCCCCAACACGAGGUGUUUCAUUGUGUUGUGUCAACAUAAAUUGUGAGACAUCCUUAAACAACAAAACUAUGUGCAACUCAGCAAGAAAGUCUUACGUAAAGUAGGCGAAUUUGAUUAUAAUUACGAUUUGGUACAUUCUACCUCUACGUGCCUCUUCGUUAUUGAACAAUGAAUUUCGUUAGGUGUCUAAUUCUUCUUGAUAUAACCCUGUACUUCCCAAUUCUUUCCAAUGCUCGUAUGAGCUCCAUCAUCAUUAGUUGAAAAGCCGGAACUUACGACUUACAGAACCUGCUGGAUAUUUAGAAAAUGAGUACCUUGUCACUCUUCUUUCCGAAAAAAAUCUCGCAUUCGAAAUAAUUCAUUUGUUGCUUUAGCUGCGCCGGUGCAGUUUUCCUUGACACAACCCCCUUCUCUGCCCACCUGUGUCACCUGUCGUUAAAUAUUCUUGAUAGUCGACUUCCUGUUUCCAUAUCCCGCUUUAUUCCGGGUAAUUUAUAUUCUGGUCGCCGGCGUCUUGGUCAUUUAUGUUAAUGCGAAACCCCUCAGGAUCGAUCCGCUUUAACAUAUGAGCUGUUCGCACGAACGAGCGGAUUUCUUAAACGUUGCUACCGUGCCUAGUUAGGUUUCCCUGUUCAUAUUUUGACCUUGAAAGUAAUCUCGUUCUUGAGGUCUGGUUGGGCAUGCGCUACCAAUUUCAUGAGUUGUUGGAGUGAAGUUGCCAUAAAGACAACCUGAAAAAUUCCCGAUCCCUAACCUCCUCCACCGUCCUUCACUAGGCCCCUACGAGAAUCGCAGUGUCUUUGAUUCACUCGACAUUGGCUGGGAGCUGCUGCGAAUCUUCCCCAAGGAGGUGCUUAAACGCAUCCCAUCGCGUAUUCUCGAUAUUUACUAUCCCCGGCGCAUGGAGACGGCCGCUACUGCACGCUAG
Molecule: messenger RNA, 5230 nt
Organism: Spirometra erinaceieuropaei
Lineage: Eukaryota; Metazoa; Platyhelminthes; Cestoda; Diphyllobothriidea; Diphyllobothriidae
Source: the annotation of a GenBank genome assembly